CUAUCAAAGACGUAUACGUACUUAAAAAUCCGAGACACACUCUCCCGUUUUUUGUUGAUUACAAGUAACAAGUGAUUGUGACUGUUUAAUCAAAAGCAUAUCGCGAUCACGAGUUGAGGAUAAUUAAGUCAAGUUAGUGGUUGUAGGUUACGAAAUUCCGCUAUUAAUACGUCGAGCUGAACGGACUGCAGUCGCCCGCCGUAGAGCGCACGGUGCAGGUCUCUCUCUCUCUCUCCUCUCCCGCACAUCACAACACACUCAUCCAGACUUUAUCAUCCAGAGUUCAGCUGGCUUGGCAAAGCUUGCCGCAUUUAAGAAUAAUCACACAUCCUAAUAUCAUUUUUGUCGUUUGAAAAAAUACUUAAGUACUCUCGGCAAAAAGUAAUUAAAAAGUCGGCAGUGAAUAAAGUGGGUGAUGAGCUGUAAAUGAAUUGGGUUUAAAUACGUGUACCACGUAUAUCAAAUACAACACACAGUAAGGGGUGAACUGACAGCUGGUGCAGCCUUAACCUUGUUGUCGCCGCUAAUUGCAAGAGCCACUGCAGCUGGUUGGUCUCACUCCAUCCAGAGUCCACCGAACGACAAGACGAAGAAAAAGGGAAAAAACAACGCAAGCGGAGCCACAGCGAUGUCGCGAAAACGGUGGUGAUCGAGAGACCGUAACGAGCUAAAAAACAGUUACCAGAGAACAACAAAGCAAAAGAGCAUCACCCGGAAGAGGAUGGCGCGCCCGGGUGGAGCGUCGCCGCUUUCGCCAACGUCCCCGCUGGAGUCGCGGAUCCCCCGGUUCUCGCCUCUGACCUCACCGUCGCCCCUCCGACGCACCGGGAGCCAGAGAACCCCCAAAGCGACCGAGCUCUUCCCUAUCAUCGCCGAAAACUCCAACGCCAACCACCGCACCCCACCCACACCCAUCCGGAGAUCCAACUCGAGCCUGUCGCUGACGCCACUGCGAAAUCGGCGUAGCACCGGCAGAGGAGCCGGCGAUGAGUUUAGCGAUUCCGAUAGCGUCAGGAGCUUGUGCAGCACGAGCGGCGGCUUACACUGCGACCACCCGAACUUUGCCCUCAACGGCUCGACUUAUGGAUCGCGCGGUUACCUUCACUACUGCGCGGGUAGUCUGCCAACCCAGCCCGGCGAGUAUCGGACCCCGACUCAGCGAGCCACGCAGGAGGUGCGCCACGUCCAGAGCCAACUGCGCCAGGCUCGCAAGGAGCUCGACGAGAAAAACAGCCAGAUCUCCCAGUUGACCAUGGAGCUGGUCGAGUUGCGCCUGUACAAGACAGAGUCCCAGAAACAGCAGCAGCGGGAGGAAGAGGAACACGAGAGCGUCGACGGUGGUGGUCUCGCGCAGCCUGACGAUUCCAAGGAGCAAGUGGGUCAGAUGGUGAACAGCGAAGCGGCGGCUGUCGCGGUGUCCUCGUCCUCGCUCGUCGACUCGGGCCAUUUCGACGCGGCGUCUUCUACGUCCUCGACGACGGCCCAGUACAGAGAGAGCGGUCUUCUCGGCGAGGGUAGUCCGCAGUACCGGCGGCGACUCCGGGAGCUCGAGGAUAUCCAAGAGCUCAAGCAGAACCACAACGACAGGGUCGAGGCCCUCCUGAACCAGCUGUCGGAGAUGAGCACGCGCUACUUCGAGGCCGUCCCGAGGCUCGAGCAGGAGUCGACGGCGAGGCGCCAGGCCGAGAAGGAGGUGGUCGAGCUGCGGGCCCAGCUUGAGCAGCUCAAAACUCAGCUGGCCGAGCAGGAGGAGCGCGUUAAAAACAUGUACCUGAAGAUGUAUGCCAAAAGCCAGGAGACCAAUUGCGUAGUAGACCAGCAGGAACAGCCCAGUAACCAGGUGUCGGAGACAGAUCCAAAUAAUCCUGACGCGAUCACGGUACCUGAGCUUUUGAAGAAGUUAUCCAUCACGGAAGCCGAGUUGGAGUACACAAAAGCACAGCAGGAUCAAUCAAGCUGUGCGGCCGAACUUUUAGCUUUGGCUAGUCGUUGCCAAAGCUUAUUAACAGUUUCAGAGGCUGUUUCGCUUUACAUCCUUGUUACGCGUAAGGCCUUGUACAGGCGUCUUGUGGACUCCAGAAAUCAAGUACAAGACCCUGAAAUCACGGAUACAACCAAACUUCAAUUCCUCAAGUCAGCUGUGUAUUAUUUCCUUACCGAUAAGGAAAAUCUUCAUGGACAUUUGAAGGCUAUCGAAAGUAUUUUAGGUUUUACAGAUGCAGAAAAACUUAAUAUUGAUAAGGCAUAUGGGUCGAUUAGGAAGUAAAAGUAUUUUGCCUUUAAAAAAGCUUUCAAACAAGUGUAGCUAGUAUGAUGCGUCGCGAAAAAUACAUGUUUUUGUUUUGAACAAAUUUUAUUUUAUGUAAUGACAAAUAGUUACUAUGUUUUAUGGGUGUAAAAGUUUCAUUUAUUGUAUCCGUCGUCUUGCGAUUGAAUUAAUUCAGUUUUUGUCGAAAUAAGCUGUCCAAACUUUGAAAAACAAUUUCAUGGACGAAAAUGAAGUGAGUUAAAAUGUAACUUGAACGAUGACAAAACAAACAAAAACUCUGCAUCUCUACUAGCAAAAAAAAUAUUUCAAAAUGAUUACUACAAAAGUUUUAGAUUAGUAGCAGUAAAAGUAAAAUACGGACGUAAAUGUUUCGUCAAUGGAUUUAAAAUCCAAUUGUACGGACAUUUUAGUGAAAGCAUCACCCAAAAAAUUGUUUUUACCAGUAAGUUUAUUUAUUCAAGUCUUGAUAAAUUUUUUAGAGAUAAUCAACUAAAGUUUUGAGAUUUCAUAUUACACAUAUCAAUGUGUAAUAGUAUCAACAUAGAAUACGCUAUAUCAAAUUUACUAGGACGGACUACAUUUCAAAUUUACUGAGAAGAAGCGUUAAAUUACAAAAUCUGUUUCGUUAAUUUAAAAUUCAUGCGUUAGACAAUGAAAUCGAAGUACACUAUUAUUCAUAUCUAAUGUGCAUCAUCUCUCGUAAUAUUACUGGAUAUGAAUGACAAAUUUCAAAACUUUAGCACGAUAUAGUCAUAAAUGUCAAAGAUUUUUAAUAUUAAGUUGAUGUACCUAAGAGUGACGUGUCCAGAUACAAUUCUUAAGAGACUGAUAAAAAAUGUCGACGAGCUUUGCUAAACUGUUCAAGUGGACAUAGUUCCCUUAUUACUAAUUUUUCUGAUUUAUACUUAUUGUCAAUAAUUUGAUUUUUUCACUUUAAAAUAGCACAUAUAGGCGUCCAUUAAUUCAGUUUAUCUCUGUUAAACAAUGUGUUCCAAGUUUACUAAGUAACAUUCAACUAUGAUUUCUACCAGGUGAUAAUUUUGAUUUGUAAUAUAUUGCUGUAAUGCAAGAGUUCCUGCCUUAUUGAUUUGAAUUUAAAUUCAAAUCAGAGAUGCGAGUGUUUUAAAAGAAUAGUUGUACUAGUUUUACAGCUUUCACGCUUUUAUAUUUGUAGCUAAUUGACAAAAUGUUUUGUAAUUUAUUUUUGUGAAACUAAAAAAUUGUGAUUUUUUUACUCCACUGCUUAGCACGUGCUUGAGUUAAAUCUUACAAAGUUAUUUCUUAUUGUAAA
This is a messenger RNA of Copidosoma floridanum, 3560 nucleotides long. It is a transcript of the gene qtc, whose product is annotated as GRIP domain-containing protein quick-to-court. Lineage: Eukaryota; Metazoa; Arthropoda; Insecta; Hymenoptera; Encyrtidae. The record is from RefSeq and is a predicted model, not a curated record.